Messenger RNA from Sitophilus oryzae (rice weevil), 1895 nucleotides. Its product is annotated as solute carrier family 22 member 3-like. The coding region runs from base 148 to 1800 and encodes 550 amino acids. Gene Ontology annotation, biological process: transmembrane transport. Gene Ontology annotation, cellular component: membrane. The record is from RefSeq and is a predicted model, not a curated record. The transcript has 10 exons. Gene Ontology annotation, molecular function: transmembrane transporter activity. NCBI's taxonomy places the organism in Eukaryota, Metazoa, Arthropoda, Insecta, Coleoptera, Curculionidae.
GUCACUUUCACUUGCAUACAAAUAAUUUUCACCAAGAAAAUUCUCAAGUGGCCUUGUUGCAGCGUUGGAUUGCGGUAGUUAGUUAUCUUGUGAAUAUAAAUGUGUAAACAAUAAGUGUUGGAUCAAAGUUAUACAUAAGUAAUAGUUAUGGAAGAAUCAAAAACAUCGUUAAAAGUGCCUCCCAAUCAAGACAAAACCCAAAACGACAUCAUACGAACAGUAGUGGGAGACUUUGGACGAUGGCAACUCAGAAUAUCACUGCUGAUGGCUUUGGUAAAACUCCCAAUAGCCUGGUUCCAACUUAGCAUAGUAUUUCUAGCACCGUCUACGAAAUUUUGGUGCAAAAAACCUGAAGACUUCCAUAACAUCACCGAUGAAACGUGGAGGGUGCUUAUGGAACCCAACAACACCAAUUCAGCAAAAGGUUUGAACCAAGGGCAUUGUUUAAUAAGAAACGUAGAAUCUUCUAAUAUCGAUAAUAUUUCUGAAGAUCUAAUUUCUUGUACCAAUGGAUUUAUUUAUGAUACAUCGAUGUUUUUAUCAUCUAUUACGACAGAAUGGGACCUAGUUUGUGACAAGCAAAAAUUUACCGAUCUGUCGCAAAUUGUGUUUAUGUUUGGGGUCUUGUUAGGCAACAUAAUAUUGGGCGUGCUUGCAGAUAAAUAUGGAAGAAAACGAAUUCUGGUCAUAUGCUUAUUUUUCCAAUCCAUAUUUGGCAUUUUAGCAUCUUUCAGUCCAUUCUUAUGGCUAUUUAUUUUACUUAGGUUUCUCCUAGCGUUAACCAAUGGAGGUACAAUGGUUACAUCGUUCGUUUUGUGCAUCGAAAUCGUAGAAGGAAAAUGGAGAACCAUUAUACCAAUUUUAUACCAAAUACCGUUCGGUUUGGGAAACAGCGUAAUGUCCAUCGUGGCAUACUUUCUGAGAGAUUGGAGAAAGUUUCAUUUAACGAUAAGUUUACUGUCAUUUUUGUUUGUCAGCUUUAUCUGGUUAAUACCGGAGUCUCCCAGAUGGUUGCUGGUGGCCGGGAAAAAGAACAAAGCUUUUAAAGAGCUGAUAUUCGCCGCCAAAGAAAAUAAAAGGGACAUGCCCAAUUUCAAAGACACCCUCCAAAAUAUCACCCAUAACAAAUCGUGUAAAGAUAACGGUAAACUGAAACAGCUGUUUUCAACCAGAGAACUAAGUAAAAGAACCAUACUGUUGUGUAUCAACUGGGCAAUAGCUGGUAUUACUUUCUUUGCCUUCACACAGUAUAUGGGAUUUAUUGGAAACAACCUAUUUCUCAACGUUGCUUUAGGAGGAUUUACUGUGUUACCAGGGACAUUCCUUUGUAUAUUUUUGGUGAGCAAUUUUGGACGUCGCCUCACUAUAGCCUACUCUCACGCUUUUACUGCACUGUGUUUCUUCCUCAUCUUACCAUUUCCUAAAGGAGUGUAUCCUUUUGACUGGCCGAGGAUCCUGUUUGCUGGUUGCGGCAUCAUUGGAUUAUCAGUGUCAAUUCCAGCCAUAUACCUCUACACGGGAGAAUUGAUACCGACCGCAUUGAGGAACACAGGAUUGGGCUUCGUUAUGAUGUUCUCGCGCUUGACAUCAAUGCUUGCACCACUAAUUAUAUCUCUUCAAGACGUAGCUGUGUUUCUUCCUCUGCUAAUACUGGGCGUUGCCACGGCAAUUCAGGUACUUCUGGUUUUGCCACUGCCCGAAACGGAAAAGUCCAGAUUGCCGGACGAUAUCAAGGAUAUUGAGUCUAGAUAUGGUCAGAAUGAGGCUAAAGAUGAUGAGAAUGGCAACCAAUAUUUGUAGUAAACCAUUUAAUUUAUUCGCUUCAAUGAAGUGUAGUGAUAAAAAAACUAUAAAUAUGAUGUAUUAAAUUAUUAAAUUUAAUUUUAUAUAUACAG